Molecule: messenger RNA, 2695 nt
Organism: Lampris incognitus (smalleye Pacific opah)
Lineage: Eukaryota; Metazoa; Chordata; Actinopteri; Lampriformes; Lampridae
Gene: thrb
Product: thyroid hormone receptor beta
Exons: 13
Coding region: 508-1755 (415 amino acids)
Biological process (GO): negative regulation of transcription by RNA polymerase II; thyroid hormone receptor signaling pathway; retinoic acid receptor signaling pathway
Molecular function (GO): zinc ion binding; RNA polymerase II cis-regulatory region sequence-specific DNA binding; nuclear receptor activity
Source: RefSeq, a predicted model, not a curated record
CGCCGCGUCCCGGCUCCAUGUUGACUCUGCUGUUCGUUCUUUCGCUUUUUCGUGGCUCUUUAAGAAGUGCAGCCUGAACCCCGCCGGGGCACGUGAGCGGCGAAGCCUCUUCCCUUCUGUCGAUACGGCGGCUCACGUCGGCGCACAGCGGCGGCGGAGGAUCCGGCGGUUCGGCUCGGUCCCGGUUCAGGAUAGCUGGACGGAGAUCCACAGCCUUCGCAGCGGAAGAGGAACGCACGAGCGCCGGGACUGAAAAGGAUUCCAUGGGCACGAGCUCGGCGUCGCCCGCGCGGUGUUUCUCUGGAGGAGCUGUGUGGCUCCUCGGCGCUGCCUGCAGCCAGACUCCACCAUUUCUUCUGUCUUCCACACCCUGAUGAGACUCGUAUCCCCCCAAGUUCACAUUGAAGUCUUUCAUUUGUGAACUGAUGUCAACCAAGUUUGGCAUGCAGGUAUCCAGAUGUCUGUGGAGGCUCUGAGGAUGAGGUCUUGGCCUUGAACCCCAGCAGUAUGUCAGAGCCAGCAGACAAAUGCUCCCCCCGUUGGAAAGAUGAGGCCAUUCAGAAUGGGUACAUACCAAGUUACCUGGACAAGGAUGAGCUGUGCGUAGUGUGCGGGGACAAAGCUACAGGCUAUCACUAUCGCUGUAUCACCUGUGAGGGCUGCAAGGGCUUUUUCAGACGGACAAUCCAGAAGAAUCUCAAUCCCACGUAUGCUUGUAAGUAUGAGGGGAAAUGCAUCAUCGACAAAGUGACCAGAAACCAGUGCCAGGAAUGCCGCUUCAAGAAGUGCAUCGCUGUUGGCAUGGCAACCGAUUUGGUGCUGGACGACAGCAAGCGGCUUGCCAAGCGGAAGUUAAUCGAGGAGAACCGGGAGCGCCGCCGGAGGGAAGAACUGCAGAAGACGGUGUGGGACCGACUGGAGCCCACGCAGGAGGAGUGGGACCUUAUCCGUAUGGUCACUGAGGCCCACAUGGCCACAAACGCCCAGGGCAACCACUGGAAGCAGAAACGGAAGUUCUUGGUCGAGGAAGCUAUGCUACUUAAUGAAAUAACAUGUAAUUUAUUCUAUACUUCUGACCAGAGUGCAGUGGGGGUGAAGGAAACUAAGCCUGAGGACAUUGGUCAAGCAUCCAUCGUAAAUACACCUGAAGGAAGCAAAGUGGACAUAGAAGCCUUCAGUCAGUUUACAAAAAUUAUCACCCCCGCCAUCACCCGUGUGGUGGACUUUGCCAAAAAACUGCCUAUGUUUUGUGAGCUGCCUUGUGAAGACCAGAUCAUCCUGUUGAAAGGCUGUUGCAUGGAGAUCAUGUCCUUACGAGCUGCCGUGCGUUACGAUCCAGAGAGCGAGACCCUCACGCUCAACGGGGAGAUGGCCGUCACUCGCAGCCAGCUGAAGAACGGAGGCCUCGGUGUCGUCUCCGACGCAAUCUUUGACCUCGGCGUCUCGCUGUCCGCCUUCAACUUGGAUGACUCUGAGGUGGCGCUUCUACAAGCCGUCAUCCUCCUCUCAUCCGAUCGGCCGGGCCUGAGCAGGGUGGAGCGUAUCGAGCACUGCCAGGAGGAGUUCCUCUUGGCCUUUGAACAUUACAUCAACUACCGUAAACACAAGGUGGCGCACUUCUGGCCCAAGCUGCUGAUGAAGGUGACGGACCUGAGGAUGAUCGGGGCGUGCCACGCCAGCCGCUUCCUUCACAUGAAGGUGGAGUGUCCCACCGAGCUGUUCCCUCCGCUCUUCCUGGAAGUCUUCGAGGACUGACUAGUGCACGCACGCGCAUGUGUGUGUCUGUGUGUGUGUGUGUGUGCGUGUGUGCGUGUGUGUGUGUGUGUGCGUGUGCAGAUGCGUGGUCUCAGGGGUGGACUCUGCAGACGGCCCGUCACGGUGAACUUGUCGUUAGCACUACUGAGUGUCACUUCAUCCCAGGGCUGAGGAGCUGGGCGGCCUAGCGUGGAUGGAACAUUCCUUACGAUGCGGAUGUCAGCAUGAGAUGAACGUUGUGUUGUUUUGAACGGCAUGGGGGGGGGAGGGGGGGGGGGAGUCUUGCUCUCAAACGUCGAUCUCGCUUCUUGUCGGAGAGGGGGAAAGAGCAGGAGACGAUGGAUCAUAAACACGACACUCUCGUUCGUUAAGUCUUCACUAUCGGCUCAGUCCUGACUGUACCGCUGCGGCGCGUCACCACCGGUACACAACACAACAACACAAAGACGUUUAACUCGUAAGACCAACCUCUUCGUCAAAGCAUUACCAGCAUUAGUAAAAGUAUAACAUGUAAAAAAAAAAAACCCAAAUCCACUGUCAGAUGGAAACGGGCACAGAAUUCUCUGUCGGCCAGGGCCCCCCUCUCCCCCCCCCCCCGGGGCCCCCCCCGGCUGAGGCGGGAGGACGCCCGGGGUCCUCUUGUUCGGCUCCACAGAUGGCUGAACACAUACUGGAAAUCUGUCCUGGAGUGAAUGGGAGAGAGGCGAUGAGACUGUGUGUGCGCAUGCGUGGAUAAGAGUGAGAAAUCUGCAGCAGGAACGGCGCUUCGCGCCCCAGCGCCGCCCGGAGCCGCGCGCGCCCGGGCGGCGCUGGGGGGCGCCUGGAGAAGACGAGAGAAGUUGCACUUAUGCGGAAAAUGGUUUGAACGCUCAUGGUUGAUGAUGUUUGCACUUAAUGUGAACUGGCUCUUGAGAAUAAAGAUGGUUUUAAGAAAAAAAAA